Messenger RNA from Brachypodium distachyon (stiff brome), 3015 nucleotides. RefSeq names its product probable leucine-rich repeat receptor-like protein kinase At5g49770. The record is from RefSeq and is a predicted model, not a curated record. Gene Ontology annotation, molecular function: protein kinase activity; ATP binding; protein binding. NCBI's taxonomy places the organism in Eukaryota, Viridiplantae, Streptophyta, Magnoliopsida, Poales, Poaceae. Bases 43 to 2922 code for a protein of 959 amino acids. The transcript is spliced from 19 exons. Gene Ontology annotation, biological process: protein phosphorylation.
UUUUUCUGAAUUGUCAUCUACCAUAAGCUCUCAGAAGUCAGAAUGAAGGCACUGUGGAAGGUUCUGCUGCUCUUCAUGUUGUUGGCAAGCAUUCCUGUGCGAUACUGUCAGACAGAUUCUCAAGAUGUGGCUGCACUCCAGUCUCUUGUCAGUGGAUGGCAGGACUUACCAGCAAGCUGGAAAGCAUCAACUGAUCCCUGUGGUACUAGUACACAAUGGGAUGGGGUUACGUGCGACAAAGGCCGGGUGACAUCACUGAGGCUUUCAAGCAUUAACAUUCAAGGCACAUUAAGCAACAGUAUAGGUCAACUCAGUGAGCUUGUUUACCUGGACCUCUCCUUCAAUACUGGUCUUGGCGGUCCACUGCCAGCUGCAAUCGGGGAACUGAGCCAGCUUACGACACUAAUCCUGAUUGGCUGCAGCUUCACAGGGGGCAUCCAAGACUUAGGGAACCUAGUGCAGCUCUCGUUCUUGGCGCUGAAUUCAAACAACUUUACAGGAACAAUUCCUGCGUCCAUUGGCCUACUCUCGAAUCUAUUUUGGCUAGACUUGGCAGAUAACCAGUUUUCUGGACCUAUUCCAGUUUCCUCAGGUGGUUCUCCAGGACUUAACCUACUGACACAUACCAAACAUUUCCAUUUCAACAAGAAUCAGUUAACUGGUAAUCUAACUGGCCUCUUCAACUCAAGCAUGAGCCUUGAACACAUAUUAUUUGACAACAAUCAAUUGUCUGGUCCUAUCCCUCCUGAGCUUGGUGGCAUCACAACGCUCCAAAUUCUCCGAUUAGACAAGAACAGUUUUACAGGACAAGUUCCAACCAACAUCAGCAACCUAGUCAACCUAACUGGCCUGAAUUUAGCAAACAACAAGCUCAGAGGAAAACUGCCAGAUCUCACUAGCCUGACCAAACUAAAAGUGGUGGAUUUAAGCAACAAUUCAUUUGAUCCAUCAGUAGCACCAGACUGGUUCUCGACUUUGAAAUCUCUUGCUUCAGUAGCAAUAGAUUCUGGAGGACUCUCCGGCCAGGUUCCCAUCGGGCUCCUCACCUUGCCCCAACUGCAGCAAGUUAUACUGAGGAAUAACGCACUGAACGGGACACUUGAGAUGGCUGGCAACAUCAGCCAACAAUUGCAGACUGUGAAUCUUCUUAACAAUCGUAUAGUUGUAGCCAAUAUAACCCAAAGCUAUAACAAGACCCUAGUACUUGUAGGGAAUCCUGUGUGCUCGGAUCCAGAAUUCUCCAACCGCUUCUUCUGCAGCCUUCAGCAAGACAACCUUAUAACAUACACUACUAGUGUAACCCAAUGUGGUUCAACCUCGUGUUCCAGUGACCAAAGUCUAGACCCUGCAACUUGCAGUUGUGCCUAUCCUUACACGGGUAAGAUGGUCUUCAGAGCGCCAUCGUUCACUGACCUGAGUGGCAGUACAAACUUUCAGCAACUGGAAACCAGCCUCUGGGAAGAGUUGGGACUGAGCCCUCAUGCAGUUUUGCUUUCUGACGUCCAUUUGAACAGUGAUGACUAUCUCCAAGUUCAAGUGAGCCUCUUUCCAUCGACUGGGGCAUCUUUCAAUCAGUCAGAACUGAUAAACCUUGGCUCUGAUCUUAGCAAGCAAAUUUAUAAGCCACCACAAAUUUUUGGACCUUAUUACUUCAUUGCAGAUCAAUAUACCUCAUUUCCUGCAGGUGGUGUUGGCAGUGGGAGAUCUCAAAUGAGCAAACGCGCUAUAACUGGAACUGCAGUAGCCUGCAGUUUUCUUCUGCUUGCCCUAAUUUCCAUGGCAGUAUUUGCUCUACUAAAAAAGAAAAGGACAACACAAUCAUCAGGACGAGCAAAUCCUUUCGCUUCAUGGGGAGUUGCUCAAAAAGACAGUGGAGGUGCUCCACAGCUCAAAGGAGCAAGGUUCUUUUCGUUUGAUGAACUGAAGAACUGCACCAACAAUUUCUCAGAAAGUCAUGAAAUUGGAUCAGGAGGCUAUGGAAAGGUUUACAAGGGAAUGAUUGCAGAUGGAACAACUGUUGCAAUAAAACGAGCAGAGUAUGGAUCAAAGCAAGGUGCGGUGGAGUUUAAGAAUGAGAUUGAGCUGAUGUCUAGAGUUCAUCAUAGGAACCUAGUAAGCUUGAUAGGAUUUUGCUAUGAACAAGGGGAGCAGAUGCUGGUGUAUGAAUAUAUUUCCAAUGGUACAUUGCGAGAGAACUUGCAAGCAAGGGGGAUUUACCUGGACUGGAAGAAGAGGCUCAGGAUUGCUCUUGGCUCAGCUAGAGGACUAGCGUAUCUUCAUGAACUCGCUGAUCCGCCUAUUAUCCACAGAGAUGUCAAGUCCACGAAUAUCCUCUUGGAUGACAGUCUUAAAGCAAAGGUUGCUGAUUUUGGCCUGUCAAAGCUAGUCGCAGACACCGAAAAGGGACAUGUUUCUACUCAAGUCAAAGGAACACUUGGCUAUUUGGACCCCGAGUACUACAUGACGCAACAGCUCUCAGAGAAGAGCGACGUGUACAGCUUCGGCGUCGUCAUGCUUGAGCUACUAAGCGCCAGGCUGCCCAUAACGAAGGGCAGAUACAUCGUCCGGGAGUUCAGGAUUGCAAUAGAUCCGAACGACAACGACUAUUACGGCUUGCAGAGCAUCAUCGACCCAGCCAUCCACGACGCCGCCAAGUCCGCUGCGUUCAGGAGGUUUGUGCAGCUGGCCAUGGAGUGUGUGGAGGAGUCGGCUGCAAGACGGCCCACAAUGAGCUCGGUGGUGAAGGAAAUCGAGAUGAUGCUCCAAAAUGAAGGGCUAAGCUCAUCUAGCUCGUCUGUCACAGAGUUUGAGCAUGCAGGGCAAGCCACGGCGGACCCGUACAGCAGGGUCGUAGCCGAGAAUGGCUCGAAUAGCAGUGGCGGCAUAUCAGAAGAACCCUCCCACCCUGAAACUCAACACUGAGUUCGCUCCACACAUUUUGCCUGCUUUGUUUGUGUGUAUCGCACAUUAGUUUACAUGACCCUUGCUUCUAUAAUUGACGUUUCUCCCCAUCAA